This is a messenger RNA of Peromyscus leucopus (white-footed mouse), 2636 nucleotides long. RefSeq names its product phosphatidylinositol glycan anchor biosynthesis class F (gene Pigf). Gene Ontology annotation, biological process: GPI anchor biosynthetic process. The coding region runs from base 136 to 705 and encodes 189 amino acids. The transcript is spliced from 6 exons. NCBI's taxonomy places the organism in Eukaryota, Metazoa, Chordata, Mammalia, Rodentia, Cricetidae. Gene Ontology annotation, cellular component: endoplasmic reticulum membrane. The record is from RefSeq and is a predicted model, not a curated record.
UGGGAGUCCCCACCUCCUGGGUCUGCGCCUGCGCCAGGGCCAUGGCAGCCGGCCGUACCUGAGGAGGGUGGGAGGCGGUGGUGUCCCCUUCCCGUCGGCGGGCGGGAGAGUUAGAGAGCUACCCAAGAAAACACCAUGAAAGAUACUGACAUCAAGAGACUUCUGUAUACCAAUCUUUUGUGCGUAUUUUCAAUUUUCCUGAGCUUUUUUAUUCCAUCCUUUUUCCUGGAUAACUUCUCAAUACUGGAAACUCACUUGACUUGGUUGUGCACUUGCUCUGCUCUUGUGACUGGUGUCAAUCUCCUGUUAUAUUUAGUAGUGAAACCAAAUGUACCUUCUAGAAGAAGUUCAUUAUCACAUAAGGUGACCAGAGUUUUGAAAUGCUGCAUGUACUUUCUUAUGUCUUGUGUGUUCCUUCAUAUCAUUUUUGUUCUCUAUGGAGCACCACUAAUAGAGUUGGUGUUGGAAACAUUUUUAUUUGCAGUUAUUUUGUCUACUUUUACUACAGUACCUUGCUUAUGUUUGUUAGGACCAAACCUCAAAGCAUGGCUAAGAGUUUUCAGUAGAAACGGAGUUACAUCCAUUUGGGAGAAUAGUCUUCAGAUCACUACAAUUUCUAGCUUUAUAGGAGCAUGGCUUGGAGCAUUUCCUAUUCCACUGGAUUGGGAAAGACCAUGGCAGAAUUCAUCUGAUGGGGCCUGCUAACCUACUGCCUUCCAAUGAUGAGUUACAUUUCCUUUGAAUCUGGUCUUGAGUGUGUUGUGCUGGCUACUCCUAACGCAAAUGCUACAGUCUGGUGUAGGAACACAAAUGAAUCCAGCUCACGGCUCUAGUUUGCUAAUGUAAAUGGAGACGGACCUGCAUUUCCUCUGACCUCCCUCCUACAAAGACACGUAGUCAGGAAGUUACUUGUGGAGCGCUAAGUUCCUGGCCAGGGCUCUGUCAAAAGGGACAGUCAACACUCCUGAACACAUGCACGCAUGCGCCUAAGUUAUCCUGGCCAGUCCCGUCUCUCAUGAAAGCCCUGCGUCGGUCUUGUCAGCACAGCUUACAGUGAGCAAAGAGCACAUCUUUAACCCUGAACCAUCUUCUGUAAGUCGUAAGACUUUCCCAGUCUUGAAAUGUGGAAAUGUUAAACUAUCCAUUAACAGCUUACUUUAAUACAGUGUACUCCUUCAGUAAGGGAGAUACCAAUUAACCUAAAAUCACUUAAGUCCUCACUCAUUCAAAUCAGCGAUCUUUGUUUAUCUCUACUCUAGCAUUUUGCAGUAACCAAUUCAGUUAUAAUCCUAUGAUUUCUAGUUUCAAAUUAUGCAAGAAUUUGUGAUAUUUGUGAUUUUUAGAAAAUGAAUGUUUCAUAAGUAUCUUCUAUCCUGGUGAAAAAGAAUCGUCCAGUUUUUUACACUGAUAUUUAUUAUUGCUGUAUGUGUGAGCACCUGCAGGUACCAGGGUGUAUACCAAACACAGAGACUAAGCACACAGCGGCUCGAUGACUUGCCAAGGCCACGUUUAGUAAAUCUAAAGCCAAGAUUCAAAUCCUGUCUGUCUAAUACCAAAAUCAGUGUUCUUAAUCACUGUCGAGAAAUACUUCACACUGUAGAGAUGUGUUGGACCAUUUCCUUUCCUAAGACAUAAACGGUUCUUUUUAGUUAUUGCAUUUUUUAUAUUGUUGUAUUUUGUUAGAUUACUUAUUUUACGUGUUUGGUCUGCAUGGAUGUGCUGUGUGUCCACAGAGGACAGAAGUGGGUGUUGGAGCCCAGGACUGAAGUUAGAAUGGUUGUGAGUCUCCAUGUGGUGCUGGGAACCAUCCUCAGGUCCUCUGCAAGAGCAGCCGCUUCUCUUCCUGCCGAGCCGUCUGCCCAGCCCACAGCGGUCUUUCAAACAGCUUUUAUUUGACGUCACACACACACACACACACACACACACACACACACACACACACACACACGCAGUUAGUUAUAUAUUUUGAUAGAGCUUUUUUGCUUAUGAAGAUGAAAUUAUUUCUGAAAAAGAAAACCUUAUUACAGGUUUCCUUUGCCUAAAUUCUACGCAAGAUAAUAUAAAAAUCUUUUUUUUUUCUUAUUACUUUAAGGAAACAGACCUUUUGCGGGGGGGGGGGGGGGUUUAAGUGAUAAAGAGAAAAAAACCCACAAUCACUUGAUUUAUAGGAAGGAACAUAACGGUUCCCUAAAAGCAAGGCAUUUUUAUUUUUUUGGGGGGGGGAAUUGUUUGAGGGUUUUGUUUGUUUUUUGGGGGGCGUCUCUUGUUGAGACAGUAUCUUGCCCUGUAGCCCAGGCUGGCCUCAAACUCAUGGUGACCCUCCUUUGUUGGCCACCGUGCCAGCCUCUGAAAUACAAGGUCACAGGCAGGCACCACCAGCCCAGGGUGGAUUUGGGAAAUACAGUCUUGCUUUGCAACUGUGCUAGCUGGUUUUACGUCAGCUUGACACAAGUUAGAGUCAUCUGUGAGGAGGGAACCUCAGUGGAGAAAACACUUCCAUUAGAUGGGGCAAGCCUGUAGGGCAUUUUCUUAAUUAGUGAUGGUCCAGCCCAUGCUGGGUGGUGCUAUUCCUGGGCUGGUGGUCCUGGGUUCUCUAAGAAAGCAGGCUGAGCAAGCCAGUAAGCAGUGUGCCUCCA